GAACCAAGUGGUGCGGCACAGGCAACGUGGCAGAAGGGCUCGACGACCUCGGGACCCUGAAGGAGGUGGACGCUUGCUGCCGCGACCACGACCUCUGCCCCGACGACCUCGAACCCGGCCAGACGCGACACAACAUCACCAAUGAGUCUCCGUUUACCAUGAGUCACUGCGACUGCAACGACAACUUCCGCAAAUGCCUGCACGACGUCGGCAGCGGGGAGGCGAACGAGGUCGGGUCGGCCUACUUCUCGACGGGCCUCUUCCAGUGCUACCGCCUCGCGAAGCCGACGGCGGGGUGCAAGCAGUGGGCAGGGUUGCUAACCCAAGCUUGUCAGGAAUAUAACUUCAACGAGGACGGAGAACCACGCUGGCAGGUGUUUGACAUGAAAUCAUUUUAAUUGACAGGCUAGAUAUACCGCACAGGUGAUCCCGACCGACUCUUUGGAAUCAAGAACAUUCACUUUGAUUGACGACGUAAUGAUCGCCAUCAAAGAAAACGGAAGGUGUUGAGGCUUUAUAGAAAACGAGAUUUAGUAGGAUGAGAGGGAAACAAUGAUAUUUAGAUGAUGUGUGGUGUGUGUGUGUGUGUGUGUGUGUGUGUGUGUGUGUGUGUGUGUGUGUGUGUGUGUGUGUG
Molecule: messenger RNA, 634 nt
Organism: Penaeus vannamei (Pacific white shrimp)
Lineage: Eukaryota; Metazoa; Arthropoda; Malacostraca; Decapoda; Penaeidae
Source: RefSeq, a predicted model, not a curated record